AUGACGUGGCCGAGUCCGUUUCGUCGCCGCACGCCAAAUACACGAAGCUGCUGGGGUUACACAUUUGAAUUUACCGACGAACAUCUCACACCUGCGACAUGUGCCCCACUCAAGCGCUCCUACGAUGUCCUGGGCGAGCGCGUCCUCGAGCGGUUGAACGAAAUCUCGCCACCGCCGCGGAAGGACCUGCCGCGGAAUCAGAGCCAAUUCUCCAAAGCAGUGCCCGGCGAAUUACACACCGAUAGCGAUCCUGGCGAAAGGCCGAAGGUGCCUCGAAGGGAUCUCUAUGCGCUGCUCAAGGAACAUGCCGAACAUGACGAUCUGUUGCGGCACUUCUGGAAGGAAGUCAAUACCGUGCCUGACUGGGUCGAUUGGGCGCAGAUCGAGCGCGGCCAAGAUGUCUUCUACCGGUACGGUGCGGCUUGCCUCACGGGGCUCGCGUUUCAGAGUCUCCUGGGAGGUAUGGGCGCUGCUCGAGUGGUGGAGACGUUGGCGCGCACGGGAGGCUUCUCCACGAAGGUCGCGCGCGGACGCUUGUUCGAAACGACGCAGCAUAUUCUCCAGUGCACAAAGGAUCUGGCGAGCAUGCAACCUGGAGGCGAUGGGUUUGCUUCGACGAUUCGGGUUCGGUUGCUUCAUGCUGCGGUCCGGCAGCGAAUCCUGGGGAUGGAAAAGGCUCGGCCGGGAUAUUACGACGUCGAAGCCUGGGGUACGCCGAUCAAUGACCUGGAUUGUCUCGCGACCAUUGCCAGUUUCUCAGGCUCCUUGAUCUGGUUGAGUCUUCCACGACAAGGCAUCUUCCUCCGACGGCAGGAGAUUGACGACUAUGUCGCAUUAUGGCGAUAUAUCGCCUAUGUCAUCGGUUGUCCUGAUCAGGGAUUCCGUACCGCUGCCGAGGCUAAGAAGAUCUGUGAGACGCUGUUGUACUAUGAAAUCGAUCCGUCGCCGACGUCUCGCAUCAUGGCCAACAACAUCAUCAAAUCCCUAGAUGGUCAACCUCCGGCUUACACUUCCGCCGCCUUCCUCGCCGCGACCGCACGUUGGCUGAACGGGCAUGAACUCUGCGAUCGUCUCGGCCUCGAGCGCCCAGGCUGGUAUUACUACAUCUUGACGACAGGGCAGUGCCUCUUUUUCUGCUUCUUCUGCUACUUGUACCGCUCCUUCCCGUCGCUGGAUCGUAAGAAAAUCGCCACGCUAAAGUACGCCUUUUACCGCAUUAUCGUCCACUCGUCAUUUGGGCUUCAAGGCCAAGAAUCCUCGUUCGAAUUUAAGUACAUGCCCGAGUAUCAUAUCCUGACGGAGAUGGGCGAGGCACAGCCCCCUACAGGAGAUGGAGCGUCGCUUGAAAGUCGGUAUCUCCGGACAUUCCUGAUUGCGGCGGCGCUGCUGGGAGGUAUCGCAAUUGUCGGGACCAUGUCCUUGUUGCGCGUCCUUGGCUUGGGAGUGUGA
Messenger RNA from Dissoconium aciculare CBS 342.82, 1449 nucleotides. RefSeq lists its product as uncharacterized. The record is from RefSeq and is a predicted model, not a curated record. The transcript is spliced from 2 exons. Gene Ontology annotation, molecular function: oxidoreductase activity. The coding region runs from base 1 to 1449 and encodes 482 amino acids. NCBI's taxonomy places the organism in Eukaryota, Fungi, Ascomycota, Dothideomycetes, Mycosphaerellales, Dissoconiaceae.